GGAACAAGAAAACCUAUGGAAUUGUUUUCAUAAAAAUUAUAAAAAUAGAGAUAUGGGAAAAGCAUCUUUGGAAUACAUUGCAAACGAAAUGAGUCUAGUUAACACCAGUGAGCCUAACGAUACACCGUCGAGGUCCAAAAUUUUGGAAGAUGAUGUUAAUCGGGACAUUGAUGAUAAAAUUGAUAAUAAAUCAAUAAACUCCAGCGACAGCUUGUUGAUCAAAAAUAAAAAUCCAGUUCAAGUUAAAAAUAAAAUAAAGCACAUUACCCAAGAAACGAGUGGAAUUACAGCAGCUAUUAAUGAGCUUAAACAACUGAAUAGAUAUACAGUUGUUUUCAGCAAUGUGUUGAGUACGAUGUUAUUGGAAAACAUGUCGCUAUUCAACUGA
Molecule: messenger RNA, 388 nt
Organism: Acanthoscelides obtectus
Lineage: Eukaryota; Metazoa; Arthropoda; Insecta; Coleoptera; Chrysomelidae
Source: the annotation of a GenBank genome assembly